AUGACAAAAAUAAUUGGCAACUUUGCCGCCGAAGGCAUCUCCUAUUACACACCAGCGCAAGACCCCCCAGCAGGCACGCAAUUAGAGGGAUCAACCAAGCUGUUCACCCCUCUUACCAUCCGCGGUCUGACGCUUCCAAACCGUCUGUUCCUUGCUCCUCUUUGCCAGUACUCUGCCAAUGCCAACGAUGGCAAGGUCACCGAUUGGCAUCUGACACACAUGGGCGGAAUUCUCCAGCGCGGCCCGGGAUUGGCAAUUAUGGAAUCCACGGCCGUGCAGAAAAUGGGUCGUACCACGCCUCACGAUCUUGGUCUCUACGAAGAUGGUCAGAUUGAGCCAUUCAAGCGGAUCACCGAGUUUUCCCACAGCCAGAGUCAGAAGAUCGCUAUUCAAUUAUCUCACGCCGGUCGAAAGGCUAGUGGCGUUGCUCCCUGGUUGAGUCUCAAUGCUAUGGCUGCUAAGGAAGUCGGCGGGUGGGAUGAGAUCGUUGCACCGUCCGCAAUCGCCUUUGAGGAAGGAGUCAACACCAUUCCCAAGGCUCUUACUUUGGAGGAUGUCCAGGUCUUGAUCAAAGAUUUCGCGGAGGCUGCGAAAAGGGCCGUAAAGGCUAACUUUGAUGCUAUUGAGAUUCACUCCGCUUACGGAUAUUUAUUGCACCAGUUUCUAAGUCCUGUUAGCAACAAGAGAACGGAUCGGUAUGGAGGUAGUUUCGAGAACAGGACCAGACUACUUCUGGAAAUCUCCGAGGCAAUUCGUGCUAGCAUCCCGGAAACAAUGCCUCUAUUGGUCCGAAUUAGUGGGACUGAUUGGUUCGAGUUCAGCGACAACGAUGAAUUGAAGAAAGACUUUCCCGAGAGCUGGACAGUUGCUCAAUCGGUUCAGCUCGGGCCACUGUUAGCUGAACGUGGUGUUGACUUAUUAGACGUCAGCUCAGGUGGCAUCCACCCUAAGUCUGUUAGUGCUAUCAAACCGGGGCCAGGUUACCAAAUGCAUUUGGCCCAAGAAGUCAAGAAAGCCGUGGGCGACAAGCUAUUGAUAACGGCUGGCGGCGGGAUUAAAACGGGACCUCUGGCCGAGGAGGUGGUGCAAGCUGGCAUUGAUGCAGUGCAGAUUGGGCGCUGGUUCCAGCAGAACCCUGGCUUGGUUCAUGCUUUUGCUAAUGAGCUAGGAGUGACGGUGAGGAUGGCCACGCAAAUCGAUUGGAGCUUCAGAUAG
Molecule: messenger RNA, 1215 nt
Organism: Penicillium verrucosum
Lineage: Eukaryota; Fungi; Ascomycota; Eurotiomycetes; Eurotiales; Aspergillaceae
Product: NADH:flavin oxidoreductase/NADH oxidase
Exons: 1
Coding region: 1-1215 (404 amino acids)
Cellular component (GO): intracellular anatomical structure
Molecular function (GO): FMN binding; NADPH dehydrogenase activity; NADP binding
Source: RefSeq, a predicted model, not a curated record